Mizuhopecten yessoensis (Yesso scallop) is the source of this 6488-nucleotide messenger RNA. Its product is annotated as E3 ubiquitin-protein ligase SMURF2-like. The record is from RefSeq and is a predicted model, not a curated record. Gene Ontology annotation, molecular function: protein binding; ubiquitin protein ligase activity. The transcript is spliced from 18 exons. NCBI's taxonomy places the organism in Eukaryota, Metazoa, Mollusca, Bivalvia, Pectinida, Pectinidae. Gene Ontology annotation, biological process: negative regulation of BMP signaling pathway; ubiquitin-dependent protein catabolic process. The coding region runs from base 86 to 2389 and encodes 767 amino acids.
AUACGAGAGUCGAACCAGUGCUUUCUCCUCAAAGACAACAAAUGAAUGGAUGAUACGGUUUAUAUCAUGAGUAUGACACGGAGCAAUGGCUAGCAACGGACCAAGGCGGCAUGGACAUUCUACAAUGAAAAUUCGCUUAACAGUACUAUGUGCCAAAAACUUAGCCAAGAAGGAUUUCUUUCGACUUCCGGAUCCGUUUGCUAAGAUCAGUGUAGAUGGUUCAGGGCAGUGUCAUUCUACAGACACCAGUAAAAACACACUCGACCCAAAGUGGAACCAGCAUUAUGACCUAUAUAUUGGGAGUAAAGAUUCUGUGACCAUCAGUAUUUGGAACCACAAGAAGAUCCACAAAAAGCAAGGAGCUGGUUUCCUUGGUUGUGUGAGGAUCAAGUCUAACGCUAUCCAACAGCUCAAGGACACUGGAUUCCAACGACUCGACUUACAGCGGAAUAACAGCGACGAUAAUGACAAUGUUCGAGGACAAAUCGUCAUCAGUCUCAUCUCCCGGGACAGGGGCAGUUCACUCACGGGGUCAGGCCCCAACGUAACCGAUGCAUCUGUCAUUCCCUCGUCCAUCCCCAGCGACCCCAACGAGCUUCCCGAGGGAUGGGAGGAGAGGCGCACAGCAAGUGGGCGUGUACAUUAUGUCAAUCACCUGACCCGUAGCACCCAAUGGGCACGUCCUACAAGACCAGCAUCUGAGUUUGUACGAAACAACACAGUCACUAGUGCACACAGCCGGCAACCGUCAACAAAUAGUGGUAACCAUGACAACAACACAAGUAGCUCUUCUAACAACAAUAACGAGGACAGUGGAACAGUCAACCCCCCACUACCACGUCGGCGAUCCACGCGGCACCGAAAUUACCUCAAUCGUUCUCAUCUACACAAUGCAGUCGACCUGCCCAGUGGCUAUGAACAACGAACAACCCAGCAAGGUCAGGUGUACUUUCUACACACGCGGACGGGAGUCAGCACGUGGCAUGACCCACGAGUUCCGAGGGACCUGUCGAGUUCGGAGAUCCGAGAGGAAGACCUUGGUCAGCUGCCCGCUGGUUGGGAGACACGACAUACGGGAAAUGGCCGUGUGUACUUCGUAGACCACAACAACAGGACAACACAAUUCACAGAUCCCCGGCUUUCUGCCAACAUCCAUCUACUGCAGACGACUGCUCGAUCCACGAGCAGUAACAAUAGAUGUAAUGAUAAAGAGAAUGAGUCACCUGUGCCUAAAUACAAACGAGAUCUCGUCCAGAAAAUGAAAAUUGUACGACAAGAGUUCGCUGCAUUACAGCCUCAGGGAGGCCACUGUCGGAUGGAGGUGUCGAGGGAGGAAAUAUUUGAGGAUUCCUAUCGACAAGUGAUGAAGCUCCGAGCGAAAGAUCUGAGGAAGCGUCUGAUGGUGAAGUUUCGAGGGGAAGAGGGCCUUGAUUAUGGAGGUGUAGCCAGAGAGUGGUUAUAUUUACUGUCCCAUGAGAUGCUGAAUCCAUAUUACGGCCUGUUCCAAUAUGCCCGAGACGAUGUUUAUACCCUCCAGAUUAACUCCGACUCGGGCGUUAACCCUGAACAUUUGUCUUAUUUCCACUUUGUGGGACGGAUUAUUGGUAUAGCAAUAUUUCACGGCCAUUAUCUAGAUGGAGGAUUCACCCUGCCUUUCUACAAACAAUUACUCCAGAAGGCUGUCACUCUCGACGACCUGGAGAAUGUCGACCCAGAGCUGCACCGGAGUCUUGUGUGGCUACUAGAAAACAACAUAGAAUCAGUGCUGGAUCACAACUUCUGUGUGGAACACAACUCCUUUGGACAGUUCACAGAGUACGAACUAAAACCUGGUGGCAACGAUAUCCCUGUGACAGAGGAUAACAAAAAAGAAUAUGUAAAAUUGUAUGUACAUUGGAGGUUUAUGAGGGGGAUCGAGGCCCAGUUUCUUGCCUUACAGAAAGGGUUCAAUGAAGUAAUUCCACAACACUUGCUGCGGCCUUUUGAUGAGCGUGAACUUGAGUUAAUGAUUGGAGGCCUUGGGAAGAUAGAUAUCGUUGACUGGAAAAACCACACACGCCUCAAACACUGUACUCAGGACUCCAAUAUUGCCAAAUGGUUCUGGCGAGCAGUGGAAGGUUUCGAUGACGAGAUGAGAGCAAGACUUCUACAGUUUGUUACAGGCAGCUCGCGAGUUCCACUUCAAGGCUUCAAGGCAUUACAAGGUUCCACUGGUGCUGCAGGUCCACGAUUGUUCACUAUACACAUGGUGGAGACCAACACAGACAACUUACCCAAAGCCCACACAUGUUUUAACCGGAUCGACUUGCCUCCAUAUGAAUCAUUUGAGAAAUUACUAUCCAAAUUGACUUGUGCUGUAGAAGAGACAUGUGGCUUUGCUGUAGAAUAACAGUGUUGUGAGAUUCUAACAGAAUUCAUGUGAAAGAUAUUGUGACUUUGCUGUCAGAUAAUGAAACCGUGAGAAAAAUCCUGGUGUGGUUCUUGUGAGAUAUUCUUAAUUGCCAUGGAAUACCUUGGUGUAAAAGCAUUGUGUAACCGUGUCCAGAAGAAUCUUGUGUUAGAGAGGAUUAUAACUUUUAGGAGAGAAAUCAGGCGUCGGGUUUGGAAGAUAAUCUAGACAUUGAUAUCCGGACAGAAUCCAGACAUUAAGGUUGGGAGAUCCGGACAGAAUCCAGACAUUGAGGUUGGGAGAUCCGGAAAAUCCAGACAUUGAGGUUGGGAGAUCCGGAAAAUCCAGACGUCAGUUAGGACAGCAUCCAGAUAUCAAGGUCGGGAGAGGAUCGAGAUGUCAAGAUUGGGCGAGAAUCUUGAAUUACAGAUCGAGAGAUAAAUCUGGCAUGAAGAAUUCAGGAAUUGCAGCAAUUUGUGUGUUGUAGGAUGGAUCAAUCCAGUCUGUAGGCUUUACUGUGUCAACUGUGUCCUUAUCACAGGAAGAUUUCGGACUUAUUUUUAAAUCUUUCCUGUUCUACAUCCUCAUUUGCAUAUCAAGAGCAAAACUAUUUUGUAAGGUGCUAUUUAAGCCUGUGAAUGUUUUAGAUCUUUGUCAACAAAUGAAACAAAAUAAGGUUUUCCUCAAUAGGGAUAGUUUGAUAAUUUUCUUAAUUUGUUUAGAGGAAAAAGAAUACACUUAUGAUUGAAAGCUAUUUGAUUCAAAAUUUCCCCAAAAAGGAAUAUUUUUGGUUAUCAAAUGAAUACAAGAGAUCAAUAAUCAUAUGGUAGUUGUCGACAGAUUUGAAUGCCAGAUACCAUUUCACAAUAGAUUAAUUUUAACUCUUACUUUUGAAAAUCUUCAUUUCCUUAUUGAAUUUAUCCAGCUAACAAUUUAGUCCGAUUGACCUGCAAAAUACGAUUUUUGCAUCUUUAAAUUAACUCUUAAUAGAGAAAUGAUUUACCUGAAAAAAAUCAUUUUCAAUAAUUAUUUGCCGAUAUAUAUUUAUUUUCUUUAGAUUUUGACCUGGUUCUCCAGCAAGCAAACCAAAAUCUCACAUCGAUCUAAUAGUUGCUCUGAUUAUAGUUCUAUAUUAAUUUAACAGCAAAUGUGUUUUAUUUUCUGAUAAGAUGAUAUAUUAUCGGCAUGAGACGUGGAACGUUUUCAAAAGUGAAGGACUAAUUUUAUUGUCAUUGACUGGCAUAUUUCAGUAUUGUCAACAAUAAAUUUAUAUGAUGAUUCAUGAAACAGUAUUCACAUAUAAACACCUAAUAUGUGGGGGGUUUUGUCACCGACAAUGAUCACACAGGGCCAUGAAUCGAUCAGUGUAUAUGAUCAAACAAGGGACAUAACUCCUGUCCAUGGCGGGUCAGCAGUGUUGAUCAGUUAGGAUAGAUAGAGAUGUAGUUUUCACAUCCUAGACCAAACCUUUAUUUUAACAAAUGUAUAGUACUACAUCAGUGCUGGAUUCACAUAUGUUUUACUGUAGAUGGACACAUGUGCUCACUAGAUUCAAAUGUUUACAUAUAUUUACAGUAAUUUGUCCGUAUUUCUCAUCACGUCAAGAGCAGGUGUCCUCUUAUAUUUGUGUUGUAUAUUGUCUUUUUACUUUGCUGAAUGAAUUGUAUUCAUUUUAAGUGAAAUUUUACAUGCUUAACAAUUUAUAUGAAUGUUUGAAAGGAUAUAAUAGGCUGAGUUAGUGUAUGAAAGAAGUGUAGCAUGCGAAUACAAGCUAAGAAAGUGGGUAUGUGUGUUUGCAUGGAGUGAGUUUGAAGUAGAGGUGAGGGAAUAACAGAAUUAAACACUGGGCCAGACUCUCAAUUUACCAAGCUCAAUAGGUUAGUAAGCUUGUCAAGUUUAUUUGGUUAGUGAGCUUGCCAGACUCACCAUUUGUAAUUUUGCUAAGCUGGCUAGUUUAGUAAGCUUGCCAGUCUCUCUGGAUAAGUGCACUUGUGAAUCUAAGUAAGUUUGCAAGUGUAUUAAUCUAAGUUCAAUCUAAUUGUAAGAGUUUUUUGGCCCACUAAAUUUCUAAGCUUACUAAUCUAUAUAGGUUUGUAAGUAUAUCAAAUUCACAUGGUUUGUAAGCUGACUAAGUUCACUAAGUUUGUAAGGUUGUGCAUUGUUACUUUGGCCAGUCCAUAUAUACAGAGGUGAUCAGAUAUAUUUAAAUUGUUGAGAUGUUUGGACAUUUUGAGUUGUGAGAGGUGACCAUUAUCCUUCACUGAGGGAUUGAUAUGACAAAACCAUCCUUUGUUAUACAUUUCAUCUAAAACAUAUGUAAAUAUCAUUAGAAGUGUAUGACCUAGCUGCACUCAUCAUUGAGAGAUUCGUAUUUGAGGAUGUGUGUGUACAUAAAGAUAUAUAUAUUAUAUAUAAUUGUAGGUUUAAUGUGUGUACGUAGAGACAUCACAACAUGACAGAUUCAGUAGACGAGCUGUUGUUGUGUAGUGGAACACUCUGACGAGUAAGUGUGAUUCCCUCGUCACGUACAGCGUUGGUUUUGCUUUGUACAGAUAUUAGCUGCUGGACAAGACACUACACUUGUCACCAUUGAUCACUGUAAAGUUCGUUAUAUUUGUCAGGAUAGAAUUUUCGCUGUCUGCACAUCUACAUGAUUUAGAUUUAAGUGAAAAGAAUAACCUGACACUUCUGGUUACUGUAAAUCUUUAGUACCAGCUGGUAUGUUGUAAGAUUAAUGCUUUGCUUAAAUUUACAGGUGGAAUCUAUUGCAAACUUGAAUAAUUCCGUGAUUUAAAAAAAUUAAAUGAUUCUCCUGAAAUACAGAAAAGAAGCUGCAAAUGCAUUAUCAAAAAAGGAAAUAAAAUAUUUGGUUACUUUAGAUCUGCAAAAAUUUGAUAAAAUGAAAAUAUGAACUGACAAAUAUAAUGAUCUUUAAAGUAGCACACAGCAGUGGUAACAAGCUUUUAUUUAUUAUUUCUCUGUAUAUUGAAAAGCUAUUUUUUGUAAUUUGAUUUCCCAUUUAAUUCUAAGUGGUUAAUACUAUCAACGAGUUAUUAACUCCUUUUCAUGUUUACACUCUGUUCAAAUAUUUUCAUUUUAGUCUGCAUUUUAUCUAAAACCAAGAAUCUUGUACAUACUAAAACUAGUUAGGCUUUACUACCGUAUCAACUUUUUAAUAAUCAUAAUACAUUUAGGAUAUUAAAUCCAUUUAAUUUCAUGGUUCCAAUAGUCACUAUUUCUUAAAUUUCUACAAAAUAAUUUUACUGUUAAUGUUCUUUCAAUCAGAUUUACAUUGACCUGCAGAAAAAAACCUAAUACAUCUGAUCGUAUAUUGAUUCUGUGCUUAAGGAAGUGUACAUCUUUUGUAGAUUAUGUCAUUACCCUUAGCUGGAAACUUGUAUAUUUGGGUUUUGCAUAUACAGUAUUUUCAUGAUGGCAUUAAAUAACUAAAACAAUAAAUAUCAAGAGGACGGUGUUUGUAGGUUCCGGUAUUGUAUUAUCUAUGUUAUAUAUGUAAUGCAACUACUUAUUCCAUCACCAUAUAUAUAGUGCAGGUUAGCAGAGAAACCAAUCGGAUUUGAACAUAGAUUUAUAUUUAUAAUCAGAUUUGACCUGUAAGACGUCUAAUUAUAUAAACACAAAGAAUGUUAUAAAUACCGUGCUAUAUGACUAAUGGCUUUACACAUUUUUCAAAUAUAUUUCAAAUAUUGACUGUAUUGGCAAUUAUUAAGUUUCAAUUUCUCACAGUCGCCUUGUGUCCGAGGAUUACAAGGAUGGUUACUUCUCCAUGACACCUAAUCUCUCUGUACUGUGACAGUGUAUAUGAUCCAUCUUUAACAAGACUGUGUCUACUUUAUUUUGGGCAUGAGUGACUGUAUUUUUUAUCAGCAUGCAAACAUUUGGAUAGACUUUUGUGUCCAGUACAAAUUCUGUUAAAUGAUAUGAUUUCAAAAUUUGUUUUAGAGAAUUUAAUUACAUUUAUUUUGAAGUUGGAUUGGAUUUAUGAAGCAUCAACAGCAUGAUUGAAUUAGUAACCCAAGUGAAGGUUUUAUAGAUUUCUCUAAUGAUAAAUCGUGAAAAUUGUAAAAUCAACGUAAAA